Asparagus officinalis (garden asparagus) is the source of this 1258-nucleotide messenger RNA. RefSeq names its product transcription factor IBH1-like. Lineage: Eukaryota; Viridiplantae; Streptophyta; Magnoliopsida; Asparagales; Asparagaceae. Gene Ontology annotation, biological process: regulation of DNA-templated transcription. The record is from RefSeq and is a predicted model, not a curated record. Bases 290 to 880 code for a protein of 196 amino acids. The transcript is spliced from 2 exons.
UCUCUCCUUCCCGUACACCAAGUCAAAAUGUCAUGCUCUCUUCCUCUCUCUCCUUGUCUACCCACAGCGCUGCAUAUAGUUAUACCUACUUGAAGAAGAAUUUAAUUUAAAAAAAAAAUAAAAAUAAAAACAAGAUGGUGUAGUUUAAGCAAAUAUAAGGCCACAUGGUGUGCUUUUAAAGAGCCAAACCAACAUCAUAUAUCUCCCAACUCUCUCUCUCUCUCUCUCUCUCUCUAAAACCACAAGAAGCAUUUGGGUUUUCCACCAAAUUCUCUCCACAUUCUCAACCAUGCAAGCCACAAACAAAUUCAACAAGUCCUUCCUCAAGCUCAUGAUCAAUGGUCUCAAGCUAGAUGGUGUCCAUUCCAAGAGCAUGAGCAUCCAAGAGAGGAAGAGGGCGAUCAAGCUCUCCGCUGACGCCGCCAUGGCUCUUGCUAGAGGCCACACCAAGUGGAGCAAUGCCCUCAUCACAAACCUCUCAAAGCAAGAAAAGCACACCACCGACAAUAACGCCUUUGAUCAUGAGAAGAACGUCGCCCCCAUUAAUAAGUGGAAGAUCCCUACAAGCAAGAAGAUCCUAGGAAAGAGCCUCCGGUACCGGUCGAGGAAGAAGAAUGCGGACGCAAGCAUUGUAGCUAGGAGAAUUGUGAAGAAGAGAACACAAGUGCUCAAAAGAAUUAUACCAGGGGGUGAGUCCUUGAAUAGCCUCUCUCUACUGGGGGAGACUCUGGACUAUGUCAUCCAUCUAAGAGCUCAAGUCAAUCUCAUGCAAUGCCUUGCGAACGCUCUCGGAGCCUCAACUCUCAAGCCUCGCAAGAGUAUACAUUGCAAGAAAGAGUUGGAUCAAGGAGGUGGGUAUUUUUUAGAGAGGAUGAAAUGAAUUCAAACAACAGUGGGCCAAAAAAGGUCUAAAGUGCGACAAGGAUCCAUUGAAAGUCAUGUGAAGCCUGUAUUCUCUCUCUCUGAAUUAAUCACUGAAAAGAGAUUUCCUCUUUAAGGACGGCAAUAAUGCAAGAGCAUGCGCAUAGGUUUUGUAUAUCUGAGCUUAGUAAUGUGCAGGCAGAGAAGGGUUUAGGGUUUUGAAAGCUAGAGGGGCCCCCUUCAUGUUAGACAUUACAUUAGCUAUUGUACUUUUGGAGUUGCAUGCAAGAUCAAAAGAAGAAUUUUCAUCAUGAGCUUAGAAAUAUUGUUUCUCAUUUUGUAAGUCAUAUACUUACAUUAUAUGGCUGCAUCAGUGAGCUUUCAUUUCUUUUUUUUU